Messenger RNA from Dichomitus squalens LYAD-421 SS1, 303 nucleotides. RefSeq lists its product as uncharacterized. The record is from RefSeq and is a predicted model, not a curated record. The transcript has 2 exons. NCBI's taxonomy places the organism in Eukaryota, Fungi, Basidiomycota, Agaricomycetes, Polyporales, Polyporaceae. The coding region runs from base 1 to 303 and encodes 100 amino acids.
AUGUCUAUGGUCGCGUACCUCAAAACUUUGCGUACGCCGAGCUGCGCAACCCUCCACCCUCCUCUCAGGACACUCCUCCUCUGCACCUCGGUUAUCAAGACUGCGCAGUCCUCCCGGUUCCAUGCCGCGCUCGACGUGCUCGCCUCGGACGGCCCCUUGGCCACUGCGGUGUCUGAGACAGCCGAAGCCGGAGCGUUGCAACUCCUGGAGCUCUCCCACUCUGUGCUGCCAUCGACCCCGUCAGCCUAUGCAAGCGCGAUGAUCAAGAUGGCAAAGAAGGCAGAGGAGAGCAUUUUAGCCUAA